GAUGGUGUUCUGAAUAAUAUCGUCAAGUGAUGGAUUCCUAUAAAUACGCAAUGUCUGCUGGGAGAAAACAGCUUUCUCUUCACCAGACUUUGAACAUUUCAAAGAUUUCCAACUGCUCAGAAUGGUCAUCUUAGUCAGCCUAGGACUCAUGCUGGUGGUGACUCAAGUUAAGUCCGCUGCCUACGUGAACGACUGGGACAAGCCUUUCAAUUUCAACUGUCCGACCGGACAGAUUUUAUCUUUUGUGUCAAGUAUCAACGACAACUAUUAUGAAGACAGGCGCUGGGAACUCUUCUGUCGCACAGUGGGAUACACCAAAGAUUGUGUCAAAAGUGAUUACGUCAACACGUUUGACAACCCCGUGACCUUCACCUGUCCAGGGGACAGCGUCAUCACCGGCAUCGAGAGCUACCAUGACAACCACUACGAAGACAGACGAUACAGGUUUCAGUGCUGCACAGUCUCCAAGAGGGUGCCAUCUGACUGCUACACCACCGAUUACGUCAACGACUGGGACGGCAAGCUGACCCUCUUCGUGCCAGAAGGUCAAGGAAUCAAAGGGGCCAUGAGUGAGCACAACAACUAUUACGAGGACAGACGCUGGAGAUUCACUCUGUGCACUGUUUGAUUUCGUCCACAAAUUACAAUGAUAGAUGUCGAUCUAUGGCUUUAAGUUAUUGAAGAUUGAAUUGUAAACGAAGUCAAAUUAUAAUUAUGGGAAAAUAAAUAUAUGUAUCUGAAA
Biomphalaria glabrata is the source of this 742-nucleotide messenger RNA. Its product is annotated as dermatopontin-like. Gene Ontology annotation, molecular function: extracellular matrix structural constituent. Gene Ontology annotation, cellular component: extracellular matrix. The record is from RefSeq and is a predicted model, not a curated record. NCBI's taxonomy places the organism in Eukaryota, Metazoa, Mollusca, Gastropoda, Planorbidae. The coding region runs from base 122 to 628 and encodes 168 amino acids. The transcript has 3 exons. Gene Ontology annotation, biological process: collagen fibril organization.